This is a messenger RNA of Rhipicephalus sanguineus (brown dog tick), 1517 nucleotides long. RefSeq names its product protein artemis. The record is from RefSeq and is a predicted model, not a curated record. The transcript has a single exon. Gene Ontology annotation, biological process: protection from non-homologous end joining at telomere; interstrand cross-link repair; double-strand break repair via nonhomologous end joining. The coding region runs from base 220 to 1293 and encodes 357 amino acids. Lineage: Eukaryota; Metazoa; Arthropoda; Arachnida; Ixodida; Ixodidae. Gene Ontology annotation, molecular function: 5'-3' DNA exonuclease activity; damaged DNA binding.
CUUUCCGGGCUUUCCCCGCUUUCCCUUCAUUGCCACUAUAAUCUAUAAUCUGCUAUAAUUGCCACUGUUGUGGCGGUUGUGGCGUAGUUGGCGUAGUGGCGUAGUUCUCUGGUGCCCCUUGGGUACGCUGUACCCCGGUAACUUAACGCGCCCAGUAACUCUGUGCAUUCAACUCUUGCGAGGUUGCUUCAUGCGUCUGCCCUUCGCGUGGAGUAUGAAAUGAGCACCUUUGGAGGAACGCUGGUGGAGUACGAACGAGUGUCCGUGGAUCGUUUCGACGGACGCAACGUGCAUUCGACAGCAUUCCUGCUCUCGCACUGCCACCGCGACCACAUGCGGGGUCUCGACGGCUGCGCAUUUCGACGACGACUGCGGAGCAGACGCGACGUGAGGCUGUACGCAUCCGCGGUAUCGUGUCGACUGCUGCUCAAUGAGCCCAAGUAUGCCUGGCUUCGCAGCCGCCUCGCUGCGUUGCCGCUCGAUGCGCCCACCACGAUGACCGUGCCGGCCGACGGAGCCGGUAGCGAGUACGCUGUGGUCGUCACUCCGAUUCCCGCAAAUCACUGCGCCGGGUCGGUGAUGUUCCUUCUGGAAGGCGAACGCGGCGGGACCGUCCUCUACACGGGCGACUUCAGGCUGGACGUUGGCCGCGCGUCGACGCUGACGUCCCUCCACUGCGACACCGGCCGCGUGAAGCCCAUCAACGCGGCCUACGUGGACACGACGCUGUGUCGACCCGACGCGGCCUACGUCCCCACGCGGCAGGAGAGCGAGCGGGCUUUGGUGGACUUCUUCGCGCCCAAGUUCGUGGUAGGCGGCUCGCUACGACUGAGGCUUCCCGGUGCGAAGCUCGGCUACGAGACGUUGUUCGCGUCGCUCGCACUGGCCUUCGGCGUCAAGGUUCACGUAACGAGUGGUCAGAUGGCACGCUACGCUGGUGUUGCGGACGUGGUGAAAUGCCUGACGCUGGAUGCGGAGACGACCCGCAUCCACGCCGACUGCGAAUGCGACCUGGGGCCCUCCUGCGUGACGGUCAAGCCGUCGGCCAUGUGGUUCGCUCACCGGGUGGCACCCAGUCGGCUGGUGGAGAGGGUGGCCGACGGGGUGUAUCGACUGUGCUACUCGACGCACGCGUCGCUCGCCGAGGUGCGCGACUUGGUGCGCUACUUGCAGCCGCGGGCGGUGCGCGCCAACGUCCAGCUGCGCGGUGUGGACGUCGGGGACCUUCUAGGCGUCGCCGACACACGAGAGCCCACCUGGCACUUCUGGGGCUCGGACGAUGAAAGUGCGUGAAACAUUCGCCCCGUUGGGCCUGUGCGGCGUCGGUGGCCCGUGUGCCUUCUACUAGUCCCACAGUAGUUAUAUGGAAAAGAAGGCUGUCUCGGUGCACUACAUUUUUAUUGCGGAACCAAGCUCGCAUGGCUCCGAUAAAGCCCAUCACGACGUGAUUUCUGGUGGCCAGCUGAAUGCACUGAUAUUUCAGUUAUGAUUAAUAAACGGCAAAUUCUGGGCCCGAA